CACGCUGCUGGUGCAUGAAGCGACUCAUCCUCCCUGUAGGUGUGUGUGUGUGUUAUGAAGAGUGUGUUUCAUGAAGUGUGUGUUUCAUGAAGAGUGUGUGUAGCGUCGCUGUGGAUCUGAUCGGACCCGGAGCUCGUCGCCUCGGAGCGGACAUGUGCAAAGAGCUGAGGACCAAAGUGCUGCGGUUCCUUCCGCCGACCCCCAGCGGGCCCACGGUCCACCAGGACCAGGCAGAUGGUGCCGACAUCCUGAGGUGCACGGCGGAGGCCCUGAAGGAGGGUCACGUUGUCGGCGUGCCCACAGACACCAUCUAUGGCCUGGCGUGUCUGGCUCAAAACUCCGACGCUGUCCGGAAAACGUACGACGUGAAGGGGAGGAACGGACACAAGCCGCUGGCCAUCUGCGUGGGAGAAAUCCAGGACAUCUACAAGUACUGUAAGGUGAACGUGAAGGAGGAGCUGUUAGGUGACCUGCUGCCCGGUCCCGUCACUCUGGUGUUCGAAAGGUCGGACCUACUCAACACGGAUCUCAACCCCUUCACCUCACUUGUUGGCGUGCGUAUCCCAGACCACUCCUUCAUGAGGCGUCUCUGCCAGAUGUGUGGGGAACCACUGGCGCUCACCAGUGCCAACAUCAGCGCACACAGCAGCACUCUGGAAGUACAAGAGUUCCAGGAGCUUUGGCCCAAACUCGCAGUUGUGGUGGAUGGUGGACCAAUCACAGACCAGAGCCGCCUGGGAUCAACGGUGGUCGACCUGUCGGUGCUCGGCAAAUAUCACAUCAUCAGGCCUGGCUGCGCCCUUUCGUCUACGCUUGAUGUGCUGGAGCGCAAACACGGACUGUCAGCGGACUCGGACAAAUGACCUCUGAACUCUCAACACUCCACAACACGGGCUGAGACGCACAAUUAGCUCUGACCUCGGGGCUUCCUUGUAUUUUUGUGUUCACACAGAAGAACGAGAGACUAAUACUCAGGAACGAGUCGAGUCUUAAAAGACGGACGGCCGAAGUUGUUCUGGUGGCGGAUUUAAGGUCUGGGGUUUUUCUUUUGAUGCUUUACCAUGUGCCGACUAUCACAUUAUGUGUCUAAGUUAUCAAUCAUUUAUUUAGAAGAAUGCAGGUCAGCUACGUUUGGGAAUUUCUAUGCAUAAAUAUACAAUGUCAUCUUUUUGUACUGUCGUG
Limanda limanda (common dab) is the source of this 1182-nucleotide messenger RNA. It is a transcript of the gene yrdc, whose product is annotated as yrdC N(6)-threonylcarbamoyltransferase domain containing. Bases 87 to 863 code for a protein of 258 amino acids. Gene Ontology annotation, biological process: regulation of translational fidelity. Gene Ontology annotation, molecular function: double-stranded RNA binding; tRNA binding; nucleotidyltransferase activity. The record is from RefSeq and is a predicted model, not a curated record. Lineage: Eukaryota; Metazoa; Chordata; Actinopteri; Pleuronectiformes; Pleuronectidae. Gene Ontology annotation, cellular component: cytoplasm. The transcript is spliced from 6 exons.